UGACUCUCUUAAUUUCUCCCUGCCCCAUUAUUCUUUGACAUUUUGAAUUCUGUUUUCCCCUUUCUAGACGCCUUCCUUUGUUUUCUUCUGAUUAUUCUUCGCUUUUCACCACUCAACUUCAUGUUUUAAUUCAUUUCUACUGCUUUGAACGAGUCCAUGAUCCAUUGAUUCCACUGUUUAUGAUGUUUAUCCCUUUGAAUUUCUUUUUCGUUUGCGCUUUUAGAUUACGGAUGUCUUUUUUGACACUUCAACACUUUUUGAAGUUUUAUCUCCGCAUCUUCAACCUCCUACUUUUGAGGAUUUGAAUAGUAAGAGUGGGACUGCUUGAUACUUCUGUUCUAGAUUCGUUCUUGAAUAAGAACACGAGGCAUUGGGUUGAGUUUUGAUUUGGGGGUGAAGGGUUUCUUUCAUUCUAGGAAACGAAGGGAUUUGUAUAUGUGAAAUUUAAUCUUGACUUGUUCUUGUUUGGUUUGCAAUAUGGGCUGUAUCUGUUCUAAGGUUCUAGCGGAUGAGUGUAGUGACCAGGAAUAUGAUAUCUCCAAAAGAGCUUAUUCCGCCAGAAAUCAUCUCUCUGAAUUGAAAAUUUCAGGAGCUGGCUCUCUGAAACUGGAGAAGAAUUGGGAAAAUGAUAGACUGGAUUGUGGUGAUGUUAAAGUUAUGUUGUUUGAUUCGAAGGUAAAUGGUGAAGUUCCUGAGAUCCCUGAUGCUACCAUUGUCAAUCAUCCAUGUAUGGCAAAGAUUCCAAAGGCUAUUGAGGCCGAGCAGGUCGCUGCCGGGUGGCCGAGUUGGCUGGCUAUGGCGGCUGGUGAGGCUAUCAAAGACUGGUUGCCAAAACGUGCAAAUAACUUCAUCAAGCUUGAGAAAAUUGGGCAGGGAACUUAUAGCAGCGUGUAUAAAGCUCGUGAUAUCGUUCGAGAUAAAGUUGUGGCGUUGAAAAGGGUCACGUUCGACAAUCAAGAUACCGAGAGUAUCAAGUUUAUGGCAAGGGAAAUCCUUGUUUUGCGAAGGCUUGAUCAUCCAAAUAUAGUUAAGUUGGAAGGUUUGAUCAUAUCACAAGCAUCAUGUACCAUGUAUCUUGUUUUUGAAUAUAUGGAACAUGAUCUUACUGGACUUGCAUCACGCCCUGGCACGUCGUUCACCGAACCACAGAUGAAGUGUUACAUGAAGCAACUUUUGAGUGGACUUAAUCACUGUCACAGCAAUGGGGUUUUGCAUCGAGACAUAAAGGGCUCGAAUCUUCUUAUCGACAACAAUGGCGUUUUGAAGAUAGCGGAUUUCGGGUUGUCAGUUUUCUUUGAUUCACAGUCGACAGUUCCCAUGACGAGUCGUGUAGUAACUCUCUGGUAUCGACCACCGGAGCUUUUACUCGGAGCAUCUCAAUAUGGAGCUGAAGUUGAUUUAUGGAGCGCUGGUUGCAUUCUAGGAGAGUUAUAUGCAGGCAAGCCUAUCUUGCCAGGAAAAACAGAGGUUGAACAACUACACAAGAUAUUUAAGCUAUGUGGUUCCCCCUCCAAGGAAUAUUGGAACAAUUCGCACUUGAAGCAUUCAGCAAGCAUGAAGCCUCCACAGGCGUACGAAAGAUGUCUUCGAGAACAAUAUAACGAUUUGCCUCGUGCUGCUGUUGAGCUUAUGGACACUUUGCUGUCUAUCGAUCCUGCAGGGCGAGGAACUGCGGCGUCUGCACUCAACAGUGAGUUCUUUACCACAAGGCCUUUACCAUGCGAUCCUUCAAGUUUGCCAAAAUAUCCUCCCAGCAAAGAGAUCGACUCGAAAAUGCGCGAAGAGGAAGCAAGGAGGCAACGAGUAGUAUUCGGUGGAAAAAACCGAACAAUUGACUCGGAAACGAAAGGACUGAAGCAAUCAUGGGUAGUUCCUUCAGCUAAGGCGAACGCUGAGUUGGUUAUGUCACUAUUGAGAAAACAAAGUCGUUCGAGCUCGACGUGUUCUUACAGUUUGGUGUCCAAGAGAACCUCAAAUUCAGGACCUAUAACUCAGGGACCAAGAUUUCCAAACUCCAAAAGGGAGAAACAUAUUUCUAUGAUUCCGAGCGAGUAUCUAACGUCGUCUGGUUCUAUUGAAUUUGCUUCUUACAAACAUGUCGAAGAAGGAAAGCGAGCUCCAAAGCCAGAAUCGUCGAGUCAAGACAAAAGCUCUGCAGACGAGCUCAUCAAAAAGCUGCACAGAGACCAACUUGGCUCUUGUAAGUUGGAACAUUCGAAAGCGUCAGCUCUGAUAGUUAGCUAAAGUUCUCCAUUUGUUCACGAUGCCAUUUCACUUGAAAGCUCUCGGGUUCGUCAAACAUGGAAACAGGGAACACUUUUACUUUUCAGCAUCGUUUAGAGUCGAAAGCAAAAAUCAAAGUUUAUGUGAUGUAGAUAGGAAACUGAACCAUCGUGUUUAAGCUGGGGAAAGAUUUAGGUGUCGGGCUUCCUAGAAGAGAAGGAAAGAACAAAGAAACAGGAGGCGACAAUCAUUUUUGUUCAUUGAGCUAUGUAUAUAAAAUGCCAAUCUCGUCUUUGUAUGUAUAAUGUAUUAUAAAUUCAUUGUAAACAA
Cucurbita maxima (winter squash) is the source of this 2553-nucleotide messenger RNA. RefSeq names its product probable serine/threonine-protein kinase At1g54610. The record is from RefSeq and is a predicted model, not a curated record. The transcript has 7 exons. Gene Ontology annotation, cellular component: cyclin-dependent protein kinase holoenzyme complex; nucleus. Gene Ontology annotation, biological process: protein phosphorylation; positive regulation of transcription elongation by RNA polymerase II. NCBI's taxonomy places the organism in Eukaryota, Viridiplantae, Streptophyta, Magnoliopsida, Cucurbitales, Cucurbitaceae. The coding region runs from base 478 to 2244 and encodes 588 amino acids. Gene Ontology annotation, molecular function: RNA polymerase II CTD heptapeptide repeat kinase activity; ATP binding; cyclin-dependent protein serine/threonine kinase activity.